UCCCGCCGCCGUCGCUGCCGCGGGACGGGCUCCGGUCCGGGUCGCGCUCGGCGGGCGCGGGGAGCAGGGCGGCCCGGGGCGCGGCGGCUGCAGCGGGAGCUCCCUGAGCGCCCGCCCGCUAUGUCCAGGAAGAAGACCCCCAGGAGCAAGGGGGCCAGCGCGCCCGCUGCCUCCGCGCCGCCCGCCACCAACGGGUCCCGGCCGGAGCGCCCCAUCGGGCCCCCGCCGCCCGCCCGGCCCUCGCUGGGCGGCGGCGACUUCUACAACGUCGCUUUCAAGGUAAUGCUGGUGGGGGACUCAGGCGUGGGGAAGACGUGUCUGCUCGUGCGCUUCAAGGAUGGGGCUUUCCUGGCAGGGACCUUCAUCUCCACCGUGGGCAUCGACUUCCGGAACAAAGUUUUGGAUGUGGAUGGCGUGAAGGUGAAGCUGCAGAUCUGGGACACAGCUGGCCAGGAGCGGUUCCGCAGCGUCACCCACGCCUACUACCGCGACGCCCAUGCACUGCUGCUGCUCUAUGAUGUCACCAACAAGGCCUCCUUUGACAAUAUCCAGGCCUGGCUAACCGAGAUCCACGAGUAUGCCCAGCACAAUGUGGUGCUCAUGCUGCUGGGCAACAAGGUGAGCACCCCAGCCUGUCGUCUCCACCCUGGCUCUACAGAGCAGGUGUGGGGAGAAGAGGGAAGCCCUGGGCCAGCUCUCACCAAAACCCCUAUGCCAGGUGGACUCUGCCCAGGAGCGUGUCGUGAAGAGGGAGGAUGGGGAGAAGCUAGCCAAGGAGUACGGGCUGCCCUUCAUGGAGACCAGCGCCAAGACAGGCCUGAACGUGGAUUUGGCCUUCACAGCCAUAGCAAAGGAGUUGAAGCAGCGCUCCAUGAAGGCCCCCAGUGAACCCCGCUUCCGGCUGCACGACUACGUCAAGAGGGAGGGCCAAGGCACCUCCUGCUGCAGACCCUAAGCCUGGCUGGGCACUGCCACCGCACAUCCUCUGGGAGGCCCCUGCAAGGCCGAAUGGAGGGUCUACAGGGUCCCCCUGGUUUAGUCACCCCAGGGUGUCUGUUUCUUGGCUCCCAGACAUACCGAGCCUUGCCUUUCCCAGAGCCUCAGUCCCAGUGGGCUUCUAGGAGCCACUAGGUCUGCAGCCCCCCUAACUUGCUGCUGCCCGAGGGCCUGGCCAAGGUUGGGCAGAAGAGCCGCGGUCUUCUGUACCAGGGUUGGGGGUGGGGGCUCGCCAUGCACAAACGGUGAGGGGUGCCAGUCCCAAGCGGGGCGCUCUGCUGCCCCCUCCUGGACACGCCCAGCUCCGGAGCCAGGCCCCAGCGCCAGCACCACGUGUGCAGUGCCUAACCCCUUAGAAAGCCAUGUCUUCAGCUGCACACUUGCCCAGGCAGGGUAAGGCAGGACUGCUGUCCACGCCUGGGGCAGAAGGCUUCGCCGCAAAUCAUCGCAUUGUGCAUUUGUGCCGCAAGGACCAGAGCCAUCUGCUCCCAGCUCACCCGCCAGGAGACUCUGGUUCAGACAUCAACGGGGUCUUCCUUCCACACGACCUUGAAGAACGCCACAGUUGUGGCUUUGUGAUACAGAACAGCAUGUGGGAAAUCACAGAAAAGUCAGGGAAAACUGCCAGCCCCGGGGAGGCCUGUGCUCAGCGAGGGCAAGCCAGGGGGCUGGUAGCACGCUCCACCUUGUAUGGAAAUCUUCAAGUCAGUCUUUAGAAUAAGAGCCUUUGUUUUCAGUUCUAGUGAAUAAAGUUGUGUUUUCUGGA
Nyctereutes procyonoides (raccoon dog) is the source of this 1762-nucleotide messenger RNA. It is a transcript of the gene RAB26, whose product is annotated as RAB26, member RAS oncogene family. Gene Ontology annotation, molecular function: GTPase activity; GTP binding. The record is from RefSeq and is a predicted model, not a curated record. NCBI's taxonomy places the organism in Eukaryota, Metazoa, Chordata, Mammalia, Carnivora, Canidae. The transcript has 8 exons. The coding region runs from base 121 to 888 and encodes 255 amino acids. Gene Ontology annotation, cellular component: Golgi apparatus; endosome.